This is a messenger RNA of Oncorhynchus keta (chum salmon), 3828 nucleotides long. Its product is annotated as cell surface glycoprotein 1-like. The record is from RefSeq and is a predicted model, not a curated record. The transcript is spliced from 5 exons. The coding region runs from base 97 to 2055 and encodes 652 amino acids. NCBI's taxonomy places the organism in Eukaryota, Metazoa, Chordata, Actinopteri, Salmoniformes, Salmonidae.
CCCUUCAAACAUCCCACAGACACUCCUAGGAAAACAAGCCUUCUUGGGAACAGAACCCCAGAGCACAGCAGUACACCUUCUCUCAUCUCACCCUCGAUGCCUAUCUCUGAUCUCAGGAUGUGGACUCUACUGCUUGGGGUUAUUUUCGGACUUCUGGCACCUGUUCAGUCCGACCCUGUUCCUGUCUCGACAGAACCUCCCGCUCUGGCUGCUGGGGAUUUUCUUUGGGAAACUUUCAAGAUCUUCAAGAAGCUUGUAGUGGGUCCCCCGGAUGCCACCAAUGGAACAUCCAGCAGUGACGAAACAGUGGACCUAGAUCAUUUGGUGACCCCUGACCCUGUGACAUCUGACCCGGAAGACCAGCUGCCCACCAUUGACCCAGAGGAGGGCAGCACAGAUGAGACAGAGGGCACCACUGCAGAGGGCAGUAUGAAACACCCCACUUCAGGACAAGACGAUGAAGGGGAGCUGUUUGACGCCAACCUUAAACCUAGCUUUAACCUCCGCCCCAGUCCAACUCCUCGCCCCAGUCCAACUCCUCGCCCCAGUCAAAGCAACACAGAGGACAAUUAUGAAAAGUACGACUAUGAUUCCAGUCCAAGUGAUAGACCUGAUUCACCAGAGGAAGAUGAAAUGAUCCUGGAUACCGAAAGCCCCACAGCAGAGUUUGUCCCCACAGCAGAGUUUGUCCCCACAGCAGAGUUUGUCCCCACUGCAGAGUUUGUCCCCACAGCAGAGUUUGUCCCCACAGCAGAGUUUGUCCCCACAGCAGAGGUUGUCUCCACAGUAGAGUUUGUCCCCACUGCAGAGUUUGUCCCCACAGCAGAGUUUGUCCCCACUGCAGAGUUUGUCCCCACAGCAGAGUUUGUCCCCACAGCAGAGGUUGUCCCCACAGCAGAGUUUGUCCCCACAGCAGAGUUUGUCCCCACAGCAGAGGUUGUCCCCACAGUAGAGUUUGUCCCCACUGCAGAGUUUGUCCCCACAGCAGAGUUUGUCCCCACUGCAGAGUUUGUCCCCACAGCAGAGUUUGUCCCCACAGCAGAGGUUGUCCCCACAGCAGAGUUUGUCCCCACUGCAGAGUUUGUCCCCACAGCAGAGUUUGUCCCCACAGCAGAGUUUGUCCCCACAGCAGAGGUUGUCCCCACAGCAGAGUUUGUCCCCACAGCAGAGGUUGUCCCCACAGCAGAGUUUGUCCCCACAGCAGAGUUUGUCCCCACAGCAGAGUUUGUCCCCACAACAGAGCUAGAGGAGUUGGAGGACGAUAUAUUCAGACCAAACUUUGUCGCCAGCCCUAGUCGUGUACCGGAUCCCAGUCCCAGCCAUAGUCCCAUCUCAGAGUUUGAAGAAGAAGACCUGUUACCUCUUAGCCUUGAUCCAAGCUUUAGUACCACCUCCAGACCUAGCCAAAGUUCGGGGAGCAGCCAUACACCUAGUUCUAACCGAACCAGUAUGACAGGCUUGGAGGAAGGCGGGGCUGCAAAGAUGAACACAGAGCUGACCUCAACCACCAGUUCUGCCGCACCUACAACAGUCAGGAUGAAUUCAGACAUCGAAGGGUCAGGGUCGGAAUUCCUGCCUCAGAGUAGCACCACAGUAGCAGCCCCUGCUGGUGAGGAGGGCCAAACGUACAACUCCCGAGUCGAUAAGCCACUCAUUGAAACAAAGACAAGAAUUCAAGGCAGCAAUAGGCUUGCUCUACCAAGGGAGGAACCGGCAGUGGAUACCUCUACAGUUCUUCGUGAUGCAGCUGCUGUAAAACCAACCCCAUCCAGACAACAUGAUUCAUAUACAUCGGGUUGGUUGAUCAUCGUUGCCUUUGUCGCGGGCGUGGCGGUGUUGGUCGUAAUCUGUGUCGCCAUAGGUACCAGAGACAGGUGGAAUGCACCGGCCCAGGCAUCUGAGAAGAAGGUCGCCAACGAGAGCUCAGGAGAUGAGAAGGCGGAGCGGGAAAUGGAGAGGUUUCUGUCUAAAGAGAGGCCAAGGGAAAACAACCACGCUGGAGAGUACACUGUUAUACUUCUGGAGGACCUCCCUGAGAAAGAGCCGCUGGACUGAGACGGGCCAAGGAGAUGCAGAACGGGGACAAAAUAAGAACAACGGACACCUGAGACAUAGAAUGGAACAGGUCUCCCCAUUCUAGUCAAUGGUGGCAUAAUGGGUGGCAUAAUGGGUGGCAUAAUGGGUGGCAUAAUGGGUGGCAUAAUGGGUGGCAUAAUGGGUGGCAUAAUGGGUGGCAUAAUGGGUGGAUCCCCCCAUUCUUGACACACACAGGAAACUGUUGAGUGUGAAAAACCCAGCAGCAUUGCAGUUCUUGACACAAACGGGUGCACCUGGCACCUACCCUGUUCAAAGGCACUUAAAUAUUUUGUCUUGCCCAUUCACCCUCUGAAUGGCUCACAGACACAAUCCAUGUCUCAAUUGUCUCAAAGCACAAUCCAGUCUCCUCCCCUUCUUCUACACUGAUUGAAGUGAAUUUAACAAGUGACAUCAAUAAUGGAUCAUGGCUUUCACCUGGAUUCACCUGGUCAGUCUAUGUUAUGGAAAGAUUUCUCACAGCAGGGAAAGAAUCCUGCAGCAACUGGAAAUGUGAAUGAUUGUGUGGUUUAUAAUUCAUUUUUGUAGGGGUUGAUAAUGCAUUUUUGUACUUACGGCAAAUCAAGUCUGACAUUUUUAAGCGGAAAUUACAAACUUUAGAACUCUUUUUAAACUUUGAAUAACUACAAGUUUGCAUUUCCUACCUUGCAGGAAAUUUGCUGCAACAACCGGGUGAUCAAAUUAAGACCCUACAUCUGUAGCUAGUGAUUCCUGAUUCUAUGACUAUGAAUGGAGACAUUCUAGAAUGUAUGUGGGACACGUCUGUGGCGUGUGAGUUUGAACUGUCCCUUUGACCUUUGGUAGCCCAGAUAAGUCAGAUUGAUAAACACCUGUUCUGAUGGGCUAUGGAUGAACACGUCGCUAUAUGUCUGUUGACAUUAUGUAUAUUAUCAAAGUUACAAACACUGUCAGAACCAUUGAUAGAAAAAAAGAAAACAAGGUCAUACUGAAUUUCUAAUUCUCACUCACCGACCAGUGUUGUUGUUGUUGUUGUUGUUGUUAUUGUUGUUGUUGUUAUUGUUGUUGUUAUUUUUGUUUUGAUAUUGCACUAUUUUUUUAUCAACAAAUCUUAUUUGUGUACAUGUUUUUGAUCAACCUGUAAAAGAAAAUACAGAAUCCAUACAGAAUAUAAAUGAAUGUCUUCCUAGGUGUUUCAUAGUGACACACACUCAGGGACUCACAUAAGUGCUACACAGCCACAAUAAGUCAAGCAUAGCAGAAAGACUGAAUACCAACCUACUUAGAGCCCUGCUUUUCACUACAUUUCCACUGGGUGUAAAAUCCUGCUGACUGUGGCAUUACGUAUUGUUCAGAUGAAUGCCGGUAUGUGAGUCAUAGUAAGUAUAAUAUACUUUAUACUUCAUAUGUAUUCGUUUUAAACACUCAGUGUUCUUCUAGUUUUAGACAGUUGUAUGAUGCUCAGUGCAUAGCUACUGCUGCAGUAUAAUGGAUGCAUUUUAAACCAUUACAACACUUCAUUAGUCAGCUACACUAAAUGGUUACCAAAUGUAGUUUCUCCCUUGUAUUUCCACGUCUGUUCAUAAAGUGUACUGCAGAUCAUUUUAAACUAUGAACUAACUACAACUACUGAGGUUUAAAUACAACUACUACCGUGCUUUGGUACUCUGGGACCAUACGUCAUGAAAGAAACAAUCAGUUUUUCAUUUUUAAUUUCAACAUUUAUUGGUUUCCAUAAUUAUAUGUACACAAGAAGUAGUAAAACACUUUACCACA